This is a messenger RNA of Fusarium odoratissimum NRRL 54006, 1181 nucleotides long. RefSeq lists its product as uncharacterized. The transcript is spliced from 2 exons. The record is from RefSeq and is a predicted model, not a curated record. Lineage: Eukaryota; Fungi; Ascomycota; Sordariomycetes; Hypocreales; Nectriaceae. The coding region runs from base 497 to 829 and encodes 110 amino acids.
UCUUUCAUUGUGAUCAAGAUGAUGUCCAAAAAGCUUCAUGGACUUGAAGAGUCUUGUCUGAGUUCCCAAUACGUUGACUUGGCAAAUCUCACGACGCAGCCUCAUUAUUUCCUUAAAGUGAGUAUGCUUAAGCUUAUUCUUAGCACGAAAACAUGAUCUCGAACAUACAUGCGUCGUGCGUGGUGUGAACAUGACCUACUAAUCAUAUCCACUCUGCUACGCUCGUUUCUUGGCCAAGACCUGUGGUGUCAAUGCCCAGGGAAGCAUGCUCCUCGUAUUCCAUGACGAAGCUGGGACGCUUGAACUGACAUGAAAGUUCGGUCAGCGAUAAGUGUCUCGUAAAGACACAGAGUCAGGGGCUAAAUGGUAAUCUGUGUAGUAUAUAUAGAGGUCCUCUCGCUGUACUAGUUGGUCACAUCACUCAUCCAUCUUCAUUCUCGCUUCAAACUCCCCAACUCAACUCCUCAUCCCAGACUCUUCACUUCCAACAACUAAUAUGAAGUUCACCGCUCUUGCCACCGCCAUCUUUGCCCUCGGCUUCGGUGCCGAGAUGGCUACCGCUGCUGAGUGUUGCCAAAUGAAGGUCUGCGAUAAGAUGAACCUUGGGGGCAACUGCAAGCACGGUUGCUAUCCUAUCAGGAAGACGGCCAAACUCAACUUGAGUGGACUCAAGUCGUCAGUCUCUUCAGCCAAGACUGAGAACAGAUGCUUCUGCACCAUUGGAAAGGAGGUUGAAUCCUGCAUGGAAGUUACCAGCAACGCCAAGGGUACAAAUGUCCCGAACCAUUGUCUUACCGGCGCCAAGUAUGCUUACUGUCAAUUCAAAUAAUCUCAAACCGCUUGACACCGCUUCGUCUCGACGCCACGAAGGAAGAUAUUCGUUACUCGGGUGGAAUACUGUGAUGCAUGUCGGGUAGUAAAGGAGUUCUUGGAUUAGAUUCAUGCAGUCAACUAUAAAGAAUGGAAUGCAACACCUUGGUAUAAGCUUGGAUUCAAGAAAUAGACCUUAUGACUCACCCCUAUCUUAUCCAUCCAGUUUGUAUGCAUGUACUGAACUGAAUCUCGACCGAUAUGUCAGUUCAACUCCAACAGGGAUAAACAAUAUGAUAGACACAAUCUGCCCAAAUCCACAGUAAUUCCCAUCGUAUUCUUCUCCCAUGUUCUCCUACAUUUGCUCCUGG